Messenger RNA from Orycteropus afer afer, 228 nucleotides. RefSeq names its product cytochrome c oxidase subunit 6C. Gene Ontology annotation, biological process: mitochondrial electron transport, cytochrome c to oxygen. Bases 1 to 228 code for a protein of 75 amino acids. The record is from RefSeq and is a predicted model, not a curated record. Lineage: Eukaryota; Metazoa; Chordata; Mammalia; Tubulidentata; Orycteropodidae. The transcript has 2 exons.
AUGUCUUCCAGUGCUUUGGCAAAACCUCAGAUGCGAGGCCUUCUGGCUAAGCGUCUGCGAAUGCAUAUCGUAGGAGCAUUCAUUAUGUCUCUGGGGGUUGCAACUUUCUAUAAGUUUGGAGUAGCUGAGCCCAGAAAGAAGGCAUAUGCAGAUUUCUACAGAAAUUAUGAUUCCAUGAAGGAUUUUGAGGAGAUGAGAAAAGCUGGUGUCUUUCAGAGUGCAAAGUGA